Ilex paraguariensis (yerba mate) is the source of this 2352-nucleotide messenger RNA. NCBI's taxonomy places the organism in Eukaryota, Viridiplantae, Streptophyta, Magnoliopsida, Aquifoliales, Aquifoliaceae. The record is from the annotation of a GenBank genome assembly.
AUGGCGUCCACCACCCACCACCAAGGUAUGGAUUCCGGGAAACUGACAGGAGAACCACCUCCGGAGGACAGGUGUCCGGUGGAAGAGGUGGCUCUGGUGGUCCCAGAAACCGACGAUCCAUCACUCCCAGUUAUGACAUUUCGAGCUUGGUUUCUUGGUCUAACCUCAUGCACAAUCUUGAUAUUCCUCAACACUUUCUUCAUCUACCGCACACAACCCUUAACCAUCUCUGCCAUUCUCAUGCAAAUAGCUGUGUUGCCCAUUGGGAAGUUCAUGGCCUCUACCCUUCCCAAGACAAAGUACAGUGUGUUUGGUGGCCGUUGGAGUUUCAGUUUGAAUCCUGGCCCUUUCAACAUGAAAGAGCAUGUUAUCAUCACCGUUAUGGCUAAUUGUGGUGUCUCUAUUGGUGGUGGUGAUGCUUACUCCAUCGGAGCCAUUACUGUCAUGAAGGCUUACUAUAACCAGAGCUUGAAUUUCUUGUGUGGCCUUCUUAUUGUCCUAACCACUCAGAUAUUGGGGUAUGGAUGGGCUGGGAUGUUGAGGAGGUACCUGGUUGACCCUGUUGAAAUGUGGUGGCCUUCAAACCUUGCUCAGGUUUCUCUAUUUAGGGCAUUGCAUGAAAAGGAAUCAAAAUCAAAAGGCUUGACGCGGAUGCAAUUUUUUCUUGUUUUUCUGGCUGUGAGUUUUGCAUAUUACACAUUUCCGGGCUAUCUGUUCCCAAUUCUUACAUUCUUCUCAUGGGUCUGUUGGGCAUGGCCUCACAGUAUCACAGCUCAGCAGAUUGGUUCUGGUUAUCAUGGACUUGGGGUGGGUGCCUUUACCCUUGAUUGGGCAGGGAUAUCAGCUUAUCAUGGCAGCCCAUUAGUGACACCAUGGUCUUCCAUUCUCAAUGUUGGGAUAGGCUUUGUUAUCUUCAUCUACAUAGUUGUACCUGUAUGCUACUGGAAGUUUAAUACUUUUGAUUCCCGGAAGUUCCCCAUAUUUUCUAAUCAACUGUUCACUUCUAGUGGGCACAAAUAUGAUACGAAAAAGAUCUUGACUCCACAAUAUGACCUUAACAUUGCUGCUUACGAGAGUUAUAGCAAGCUCUAUCUUAGCCCUCUGUUUGCACUAUCAAUUGGAUCCGGAUUCGCAAGAUUUACAGCAACACUCACACAUGUAGCACUUUUUCAUGGCAGGGAUAUUUGGAGACAGAGCAGAUCUGCAGCGAAGAACGUUAAAUUGGACAUCCAUGCAAAACUGAUGAAACGUUACAAAGAAGUACCUCAAUGGUGGUACCUCAUUUUGCUGAUAGGAAGCAUUGCCGUAUCGCUCUUAGUGUCUUUUGUGUGGAAAGACGACGUGCAGCUGCCAUGGUGGGGGAUGCUCUUUGCAUUUGGUUUGGCUUGGAUUGUCACUCUUCCUAUCGGGGUCAUUCAAGCAACUACUAACCAGCAACCCGGAUACGACAUAAUCGCACAGUUCAUAAUUGGGUAUAUCCUACCAGGGAAACCCAUUGCAAACUUGCUUUUCAAGAUCUACGGUCGAACCAGCACCAUCCAUGCUCUCUCUUUCUUAUCUGACCUCAAACUUGGGCACUACAUGAAAAUUCCACCACGGUGCAUGUACACAGCUCAGCUGGUGGGAACACUAGUUACUGGUACAGUCAACCUUGCAGUUGCGUGGUGGAUGCUAGGGAGCAUCAAGAACAUCUGUGAUGUCGAAGCACUCCAUCCAGAGAGCCCAUGGACAUGCCCUAAAUUCCGAGUCACCUUUGAUGCUUCUGUUAUAUGGGGGCUAAUUGGACCAGAGAGGCUCUUCGGACGAGGAGGGUUGUACAGGAACUUGGUAUGGUUAUUCCUCAUAGGAGCUGUCUUGCCAGUACCCGUUUGGAUACUGAGCAAAAUCUACCCGGAAAAGAAAUGGAUUCCGUUGAUUAACAUACCUGUUAUAUCUUAUGGGUUUGCCGGAAUGCCACCAGCAACUCCCACUAACAUUGCUAGCUGGAUCAUUACUGGAACCAUCUUCAACUAUUUCGUGUUUAAGUACCGGAAAGGAUGGUGGCAGAAAUAUAACUACAUUCUUUCUGCAGCAUUGGAUGCUGGUACAGCAUUCAUGGGUGUUCUAUUGUUUUUCGCCUUACAGAACGAGGGCAAAACUGUGAAAUGGUGGGGAACGGAGCCUGACCAUUGUCCAUUGGCAUCAUGCCCUACGGCACCAGGCAAGCGCAGAGAUGUUAGAGCUGGCUAUAGGAAAAUGGCUAGACUAUCGGAUAGCUGUGAGAUCGGAAGCAACAUUGGCAAGAAUAUACAAGGGAUUCUGGUAGAACUGAUUGCAAGAGCAUUCCAAGCAAUCAAGCAAUCUAAACUCUAA